Laccaria bicolor S238N-H82 is the source of this 2371-nucleotide messenger RNA. RefSeq lists its product as uncharacterized. NCBI's taxonomy places the organism in Eukaryota, Fungi, Basidiomycota, Agaricomycetes, Agaricales, Hydnangiaceae. Gene Ontology annotation, cellular component: mRNA cleavage and polyadenylation specificity factor complex. The transcript is spliced from 11 exons. The record is from RefSeq and is a predicted model, not a curated record. Gene Ontology annotation, biological process: mRNA 3'-end processing by stem-loop binding and cleavage. Gene Ontology annotation, molecular function: 5'-3' exonuclease activity; RNA binding; RNA endonuclease activity. Bases 1 to 2319 code for a protein of 772 amino acids.
AUGGCUGACGCCCCUACACUAAGUGUGACAAUGCUGGGUGCCGGCCAGGAAGUCGGACGAUCUUGCUGUGUGUUGCAAUACCGUGGAAGAACGAUCGUUUGCGACACUGGUGUUCAUCCUGCUUACAAUGGAAUCGCGUCCCUUCCGUUCAUCGACGAGCUUGAUUGGAGCACUGUGGAUGCAAUCCUCAUUACUCACUUUCACCUAGACCACGCUGCUGCUUUGACAUACAUCACAGAGAAGACAAACUUUCGCGACGGAAAAGGCAAGGUAUACAUGACACAUCCAACAAAAGCUGUUCACAAGUUCAUGAUGCAAGACUAUGUUCGCAUGGGCUCUUCAACGUCCGAUGCGUUGUUCUCUCCUUUGGAUAUGACUAUGUCUCUGGCAUCUAUUAUUCCGGUUUCAGCCCAUCAACUAAUAACGAUUUGCCCUGGUGUUUCCUUCACACCAUAUCACGCUGGUCACGUCCUGGGGGCUUGCAUGUUUCUCAUUGACAUUGCCGGUUUGAAGAUACUCUACACUGGAGAUUACUCGCGGGAGGAAGAUCGACAUCUUGUCAAAGCUGAACUGCCACCAGUGCGACCUGAUGUUCUCAUUGUAGAAAGUACGUAUGGUGUUCAAAGCUUGGAAGGUCGGGAAGAGAAGGAACAACGUUUCACAAAUCUGGUUCAUUCCGUCAUUCGUCGAGGUGGCCAUGUUCUCCUCCCAGCAUUUGCUCUCGGCCGAGCGCAGGAGCUUCUUCUUAUCUUGGACGAAUACUGGAAGAAGCAUCCAGAUCUCCAUAACGUUCCCAUUUACUACGCUUCCAGUCUGGCCCGCAAGUGUAUGGCCGUGUACCAAACUUACAUUCAUACCAUGAAUAAUAACAUUCGUUCAAGAUUCGCCAAACGAGACAACCCUUUUGUUUUCAAGUGCAAGAAAAUCGCUGAAGGUCCUCCCUGCGUCGUCCUUGCCAGUCCAGGUUUUAUGCAAGUCGGACCGAGCCGGGAACUGUUUGAACUUUGGGCUCCCGACGCUCGAAAUGGCCUGAUCAUUACUGGAUACUCGAUUGAGGGAACUUUAGCCAGGGACAUUAUGACUGAGCCUGAAGAAUUCACUUCACUGAAAGGCGCGACGAUACCGAGGAAGAUCUCCGUUGACUACGUUUCGUUCAGUGCUCACGUCGACUACUCACAAAACUCUGAAUUCAUUGAAUUGGUCAAAGCCCAGCAUGUGGUUUUGGUUCAUGGCGAGCAGACAGCGAUGGGUCGACUGCGCGGGGCUAUGACAUCUCGGUUCAAAGAAAGAGACGAGGAUGUGAAGAUUCAUACACCUCGUAACCUUGAGACCCUACAACUAUCUUUCCGUGGAGAACGAGUGGCCAAGGCCAUUGGUACUUUGGCGGACAAACCUCCUCAGACAAACGACUUACUCUCCGGAUUACUGGUUGCUAAAGAUUACUCAUACACUCUUCUUGACCCUCGUGACCUGCGCGAUUUCGCUGGUCUUUCAACAUGCACGGUUACGCAACGGCAAAAAAUUAUCGUUGGCGUGCGAUGGGAUUUAAUCCGGUGGCACCUAGAAGGGAUGUACGGGUCUGUGGAGGAAGGUUUGAGCGCUGACGGUGUUGCCACCAUGCGGGUCAUGGGCGUUGUGGAUGUGAAGCAAAGCCAAGAACACGAACUAACUCUGGAAUGGGAAUCAAGUGCAAGUAACGAUAUGGUGGCGGACUCUACACUGGCCCUGAUUACUGGUAUCGACAAAAGUCCUGCAUCGGUAAAACUGACUACACAACCUCAUUCGCAUUCGCAUUCACAUUCGCAUUCUCAUCCGCACGCCGACCCGGAAGGCGACGCAGCGGGAGUGAUACGUAUCAGACGCCUCGCCCUAUUUUUGGAGGCACAUUUUGGCGAAGUCGAGCUUCACGUGCCUGAUGAUCCGGAAGAAGAACCAGAACAAGGCGAAAACGACCGCGAAGCAUCCUUGUUGGUCGUCCGGCUUGACGAAGCGAUUGCGCAAAUUGAUCUGUUGUCAUUAGUGGUUACCAGCACAAACGAGGCCCUGAGAAAACGAGUGGAAGCCGUUCUAGAUAUGGCAGUGACGACGGUGAGCUCACUGACUGAAUCUUUCUUUUCCGGUGCCCCCGUCCAGAGCCCGGAUUAUUCGUUGAAGGAGAAGGAAGUGGGGAUGAUGGAAGCCUCUUCGGAAGGAAGUGCUAUGGAUGUUGUAUCGAAACCUGAGGCUCAAGGAGACACCGGUGGUGGUCAAGCACUAAAAGGAGACGCUGAAGGUGGGGAGAGUGAGGAGUCUGAUUUUGAAUUGGAGGUCCAUACGUAGUUCCAGUGGCUUUUUUAUGUAGUACCUCGUUUAGGAUAUGAAUGGUUCAAUU